AUGACCUUCCACCAGGAGAAGAUGCUGAACCAGUUAGCCAUCAUCUUGCUGCUCUUGCCACUGGUGCACCUGAAAGACCUCUCCUUCGGCUCAGACUAUCACCUGGAAGUCAGAGCCGUCAACUCUAAUGGUUCCUCCGUCCCUGCAACGUUCAACUUCACAAUUGCAGAACAGCCUGCGAGUAGCAAGAUGACCAAAGGCACUGUGGUUGGCAUCGUGAUAUUGAUCUUCCUGCUGGUGUUCCUGGCAGUGGAUGCCACCUGCUGCUACAGAAACCGCUGUGGUCUGCUUAUGGCCGUCGCAGGGAAACUGUCCAGGUGGAAAGACCCAAGCCUCAAAAAGGUCGAGGAAGGAGAGGGGACAACUAACGGAGAUGUAACACUGAAGGGUCUCUCCAAACCCAGAGACAGUAUUCAGCAGUCCGAGGUUCAGACGGUCAGCAAAGAAGCCGGUCAACGCUCAGAGGUCACCUGCGACAAAGCUCCACUCACCAAAAGAAAAGUUAGUGAGACUGAGGAGAGCAAGGCAGACUGUAACCUGCAGCUGUGA
Molecule: messenger RNA, 549 nt
Organism: Xiphophorus hellerii (green swordtail)
Lineage: Eukaryota; Metazoa; Chordata; Actinopteri; Cyprinodontiformes; Poeciliidae
Product: neural cell adhesion molecule 1-like
Exons: 5
Coding region: 1-549 (182 amino acids)
Source: RefSeq, a predicted model, not a curated record